Messenger RNA from Triticum aestivum (bread wheat), 1864 nucleotides. RefSeq lists its product as uncharacterized. The record is from RefSeq and is a predicted model, not a curated record. The transcript has 12 exons. Lineage: Eukaryota; Viridiplantae; Streptophyta; Magnoliopsida; Poales; Poaceae. Bases 61 to 1371 code for a protein of 436 amino acids.
AAAGUUUCAGUUUGACAUCCGAAGCCGGUGGGAGUGUGCGGGUUGCUGUCGCCGGCGGCGAUGUCGACGGCUACAGCCACCACCCUGGCCUCCUACCCCGUCGCGCGGCCUCGCGGCAGGCGGACGGUGCGGCCGCCCGCGUGCGCGUUCCACCCGGAGGUGGCCCGCGCGGUGGAGUCGCUGCAGGCGGAGUUCCGGGAGGUGGACCGCGCCCUCGCCCUCAACUCCUACCGCGUUUCCGCCGCAUUCCGCGCCGCCCGCGUCGCCCCCCACCACUUUGGCGGGUCGACGGGGUACGGCCACGACGACGCCGGCGGCAGGGAGGCGCUCGACUCCGUCUUCGCCCACGUCGUCGGCGCCGAGGCCGCCAUCGUGCGCCCCCAGUUCUUUUCCGGCACGCACGCCAUCGCUUGCGCUCUGUUCGCGCUAUUGCGGCCUGGACACGAGCUCUUGGCGGUCGCCGGGCCUCCCUACGACACCUUGGAGGAGGUCAUUGGGAUCAGGGGGUCAGACAAUGUAGGAUCACUCAAAGACUUCGGAAUUACCUACCGAGAAGUUCCGCUAGCAGCAGAUGGUGGCCUCGACUGGGAUGCGCUUGCACAUGCCGUCAGACCGGAGACAGGGUGCGCGCUCAUACAGAGGUCCUGUGGUUACUCAUGGCGCAAGAGCCUCGGCAUAGAUGAUAUUCGUAGAACCAUCGAUUUGGUCAAGAUGCAAAAUCCAAACUGCAAGGUCAUGGUUGACAACUGCUACGGUGAAUUCGUUGAGACAUCAGAGCCUCCAAUGGUGGGAGCAGAUCUGAUUGCCGGUAGCUUGAUAAAGAACCCCGGCGGUACCAUUGCGCCUUGUGGUGGCUACGUUGCUGGGAAGAAAGAUUUGGUUGCCGCAGCUGCAGCUCGCCUAUCCGCACCGGGCCUUGGGGUGGAGUUUGGGUCAGCACCUGGCCAUGUUAUGCGAGCGAUGUUUCAGGGCUUGUUUCUUGCUCCGCAAAUGGUUGGAGAGGCAGUAAAAGGUGGUUUGCUAAUUGCAGAAGUCAUGUCAGCCAAGGGCUAUAGAGUUCAACCACUUCCAAGGGCGCCACGCCAUGAUAUUGUGCAGGCAGUAGAGCUUGGCAACAGGGAGAGACUCAUAGCAUUCUGUGAAGUUGUUCAACAAACUUGCCCAGUAGGAUCGUUUAUUAAGCCAACUGCUGGGGAAACUCCGGGUUAUGCUUCAGAGGUCAUUUUUGCUGACGGGACAUUCAUGGACGGAAGCACAAGUGAGCUAUCAUGUGACGGGCCCUUAAGAGAUCCAUACGCUGUAUUCUGUCAAGGAGGAACGCAUUGGACACAGUGGGCUCUUGUCCUGGGUGAAAUUCUCAAGGUCAUAUAGCUGUUUGUUACCAGAACUAUGUCCCAUUUCUUGAAUGGAGGUUAUAUAUAGCCAUUUUCUUGAAUGGAGAUCUAGAACUAUAAUUGACUAGUGAAGUAGUGAGUACUUAAUCAUCAGGAACUAUCAUGGUCACCAAAUUCUUUUGGUUGAACCUAUCGGUGAUUUAAGGCAACAGGUUUCAAGGCUGUGAAGAAUUCAGCAGGCUGUAUUAUGCAUCAAUUGAUUGCCAGAGUAAGUUGAAGCCGGAGCAUCAUUGACAUUGGAUAGCUCAUGCGAUCGACUCGGCAGUUGAUUAGGAUGCCACACCCUAGACUGUAGUGGGUUAGUUAGAAAUGCUUUGGAAGUGGUGUACCAUGUACUGCCAGUUGUAUGAGUUUGCCCAUUCAUUCAUUCUGGAGGAUUCAUUUGCGUACAGCGGAUCUCCAUUGCUGAAUUGUUAGGGCGACUCUUUUUAUGCUUUUAUAUUUCAAACUUUGUUGCUUGAUAGUUUAGA